Molecule: messenger RNA, 621 nt
Organism: Benincasa hispida (wax gourd)
Lineage: Eukaryota; Viridiplantae; Streptophyta; Magnoliopsida; Cucurbitales; Cucurbitaceae
Source: RefSeq, a predicted model, not a curated record
AUGCCAAAAUAUGUUAAAUUUUUUAAGGAUAUUUUGACAAAGAAAAGGAGAGUCAACGAGACGGAAGUAACUGCACUAACGCAGGAGUGCAAUGCGUUAGUCAGCAACAGAUUACCCAAGAAACAGAAGGACCCGGGAAGCUUCACAGUCCCGUGCUCGAUCGGAGGGUUGGAUGUGGGACAUGCAUUGUGUGAUUUGGGAGAAGGCAUUAACCUCAUGCCACUCUCAAUCUUCAAGAAAUUGGGAAUUGGUGAAGCACAACCCACUUCUGUAACUCUUGAACUCACUAACAGGACGAUCAAGUACCUUGAAGGAAAGAUUGAAGACGUUCUAGUAAAAGUUCACAACUUCAUAUUCCCAACGGAUUUCAUCAUCUUAGACUAUGAAGCAGACAUGGAUGUACCAAUUAUUCUUGGACGACCCUUUCUAGCAACUGGGAAAGUAUUAAUAGACGUGCAUAAGGGAGAAUUGACCAUGCAUGUAGACAAUCAGGAAGUGAAGUUUAAUGUGUUAAACAUAUUAAAUUUCCCGGAUAGUGAAGAAUGUCAACUGAACAUAAUAGAGUUGCCUGAAAAGGAAGUGCCCAAGUUUGCGAGGUCCUCGCGUUGGAAGAAAACAUGA